GUGGUUCACCGCAAGAGAGUUAUAGUUAAAAGGUAAAUAUAACUGAACGCUGUUUUAAAAUCGUUUGUUACAGAUAGAGUGCCGAUUCUGCGCAGUCGUGUGAGGAUCACGACAACUAUAGAACGGUAGAUCUGCUGGGUAUGGAGACUAUGAACGACAGUCAUGACCUCCACUUGCAUCUUCCAUACUACAAUGCAAUAACAGAUGAGCCACAGGAGGAGUUGCGGGGUGUGUGCGAUGGCCUGUCCCAUGCUGUCCUGGUGGGUGAGCUCAGCCCAGGUGCCACUUUCUGGGUGCAGCGCCUCAACGAGUUUAUUCUGGUACAUAAGCGUAACAUGAGCCAUGAACAGAUGGUGCCGUUGGUGCGUCUGCUGUACCGCCUCGUGACUAUUCCUAAUUUGGACUUCAAUCUGCAAGAGCGCUUUGCACGCACCCUGACCAAACUGAUCCUAAAGAAAAAGUCCUUAUCGUCGCAUCUGAUUGAGUUGCCAUGGCGACCACUGUACGACAUUCUGCGUACCAUCUACUUUGGUCAGGCAGAGACUACCAUAUAUGUACAACGUGACAAACACGGCGCAGCGAUUGUGAAGCUAGUUGAGGCUGCGCGGCGGUUCUUUCCCGAAAGCGCAACGCGUGAGAUCUUGGACGAGUUCCAGUCCAAACUCUGUCCACACGACGUGGUGCUGUUCGAUGCCCAGGGGUGGCUUGUUCUAUUUUUACCCACCAAUCACGUCGAAGGAAAGCCCACGCACCAUGAGCUGUGGUUGGACUGGGUGUUUGAUGUGUGGGGAUGGGUGCGCGAUGACGUCAGCACGUGGAAUGGUCAGUGGCUCAGACUCAUCGCGCGACUGGUCAAGGGCCAACCCACAGCUGAGGUACAUGCGCUGCUUGAGCCUCAUUUGGACUUUCUGUUUAAUAAGUUCUUGUCAUCACUUAACUUGCCUGUGGGUGCGAGUGCCGCACCAAAAGACCACCGCGCAGCAAUGUCUUCAGGUGCACAGGUGUUGCUAUUACCAGACGGGGAAGGACAGCACACAAUCAAACGCAUGUGUGCCAUCGUGGCAUGGCUGCUCUCGCCUGAAGGCCGUGUCAUUGAGCUGCUGCGUGCGCUGCUGCGUGCUACCGAGUCCUUCUUCCACCCCUCCAACAGUGGCGCCUGGCAGGGUCGUCUGGCGCAGGUGCUGUAUUGUCUGUGCUCUGAGGUGUGCGAUCGGCUGAAGAAGGAGCGAAAGCCACAGUGCCCUACCCCACCCCACCUGCGCCUGCAAGACCCCCAGCGCAAGGCUUUUGCGGACUGUAUGUCGCCUGUUUUAGUACCGGCUCUCUUCUCUAAGUCGCAUAGUAUGGUCAUGACCUCUGCCUUGGCCCAUAAGCUGUUGGCGUACAUCUGUCCUGAGGCUAUUCUGCCGCAGUUGUUGGAGAGUGUGUAUCCUGCACUACAGACGCUUACUGAGUCUCACCAGACACUCGCGGCUUUGGGCUGUCUGUGCUUUGUGGCCAGGCCGUUACUUAGUAAAUCGGUCUAUCCGUCGGGGGGUGAGCAUUUGGUCAAUCUGCUGAUGCUGUCACUGCCAGGCAUUGACCCCAACGACCCCAUCAAGACAGAGACCACCUUCAAGUUCUACCGCUCUGUGCUGCAGUGCGUGCGGAUUGAGGACAUAAGCGGCCCGUCGUUUACGUUGAGAGCUGGUAAUAUCCACCACUACGAUCCUGUAUGUUAG
Molecule: messenger RNA, 1721 nt
Organism: Sphaeroforma arctica JP610
Lineage: Eukaryota; Ichthyosporea; Ichthyophonida
Exons: 11
Coding region: 141-1721 (526 amino acids)
Biological process (GO): proteasomal ubiquitin-independent protein catabolic process
Cellular component (GO): cytosol; nucleus
Molecular function (GO): peptidase activator activity; proteasome binding
Source: RefSeq, a predicted model, not a curated record